AGAACAAAAGAGCGAGGGACCAUCUCUUUCUUUCCUUUACUCCACCAGUACAACUAAUACACCCAUUUCCCCCCACCAGGACUGCGCGUGGGGAGGGAGGUCCGGUACCUCGGUUCAGCACACACACACACACACAACACACUGAAGUAAGAGCAGGCUGCUGCUGCUGCGCACUGACUGAGCGGAGCGGAGAGACGGCGGACGCACGCACAGAGCAGACCACCAGCUACAGCACACACGAGCCACAAAACGAGAGAGAGAAAGAGGGGAGCGGCCACGCGAAGUUGAGCAGACUCCACCCAGAAAAAAGCCAGCGAACCGAGAGACAGUCGAGACCAUAAAAAUGAGUGGUUCACACCCCCGGCUCCACCAGAGCGCCGCGCCCGCUCCCAACGCUCUCUCCACGGACAAGGACGCAGAAAUGCCCGCCACGGAGAAGGACCUGGCCGAGGAUGCGCCGUGGAAGAAGAUCCAGCAGAACACCUUCACCCGUUGGUGUAACGAGCACCUGAAAUGCGUCAACAAGAGGAUCGGCAACUUGCAGACGGACCUCAGCGACGGGCUGCGCCUCAUCGGGCUCCUGGAGGUCUUGUCCCAGAAGAAGAUGUUCAGAAAGUACAACCAGAGGCCCACUUUCCGCCAGAUGCAGCUGGAGAACGUGUCGGUGGCUCUGGAGUUCCUGGACAAGGAGAACAUUAAGCUGGUGUCCAUAGACUCUAAAGCCAUUGUGGAUGGGAACCUGAAGCUGAUCCUGGGUCUGAUCUGGACCUUGAUCUUGCACUACUCCAUCUCCAUGCCCAUGUGGGAUGAGGAGGAGGAGGCGGAUGAUGGCAAGCAGAAGACGCCCAAGCAGAGGCUGCUGGGAUGGAUCCAGAACAAGCUGCCCGAGCUCCCUAUCACCAACUUCCACAGAGACUGGCAGACCGGUCGGGCCUUGGGUGCCCUGGUUGACAGCUGUGCUCCAGGUCUGUGUCCUGACUGGGACCAGUGGGAUCAGACUAAACCAGUGGACAACGCCCGUGAGGCCAUGCAGCAAGCUGACGACUGGCUGGGUAUCCCACAGGUGAUCACCCCUGAAGAGAUCGUUGACCCCAAUGUGGAUGAACAUUCAGUCAUGACCUACCUGUCCCAGUUCCCCAAGGCUAAACUGAAGCCUGGUGCACCUCUACGACCCAAACUCAACCCCAAGAAGGCCCGCGCCUAUGGGCCAGGUGUUGAGCCUGUUGGUAACGUUGUGAUGAAGAAGGCCUUGUUCACCGUUGAGACCAUCAGUGCAGGAAUGGGAGAGGUGCUGGUUUACGUGGAGGACCCUGCAGGACACAGAGAGGAGGCUAAAGUGACAGCCAACAAUGACAAGAACCGCACGUACUCCGUCUUCUAUAUCCCUAAAGUCACAGGCAUGCACAAGGUGACAGUAUUGUUUGCAGGGCAGCACAUCUCCAAGAGCCCCUUCGAGGUGGAGAUCGGCAUGGCUCAGGGAGACUCCAGCAAGGCCACGGCUCAGGGACCAGGCCUGGAGCCCACAGGAAACAUUGCCAACAAGACCACCUACUUUGACGUCUACACAGCAGGCGCUGGUGUUGGCGAGGUGGAGGUGAUGAUCAUAGAUCCUGCCGGCAAGAAGAACACGGUGACUUGCACCAUCGAGGACAAGGGCAACAGUAGCUAUCGCUGCACCUACAAACCCACCCAGGAGGGCCAGCACACCAUCUAUGUCACCUUUGCUGGUGGUCAGAUCAGCAAGAGUCCCUUCACGGUCACCGUGGGAGAGGCAUGUAACCCCAGCUUGUGCAGAGCUAAGGGUCGUGGGUUGCAGCCAAAGGGCCUCAGGGUGAAGGAGACUGCAGACUUUAAGGUUUACACCAAAGGAGCCGGCACCGGAGAACUCAAAGUCACCAUCAAGGGACCCAAGGGUCUUGAGGAGCCUUGUAAAAGGAAAGAUCUCGGAGAUGGUGUGUACGGAUUUGAGUAUUACCCCACCACACCAGGAACAUACACCAUCACCAUCACCUGGGGCGGACAGCACAUCCCCCGCAGUCCCAUUGAGGUCAAGAUUGGAGCUGAGGCCGGCCAGCAGAAGGUGAGGGCCUGGGGUCCAGGGCUGGAGGGUGGUGUUGUUGGGAAAUCUGCUGACUUUGUGGUGGAGGCUGUUGGAGACAACGUCGGUACACUGGGGUUCUCUGUGGAAGGUCCAUCUCAAGCCAAAAUUGAGUGUGACGACAAGGGCGAUGGAUCCUGUGAUGUGCGCUACUGGCCCACAGAGCCUGGGGAGUAUGCCGUGCACGUGCUCUGCAACAACGAAGACAUCCAGCAUUCUCCCUUUAUGGCUGAGAUUGUCAACCCACCAGGCAAAGACUUCUACCCUGACAAGGUUAAGGCGCAUGGUCCAGGCCUUCAAAGCAGUGGUUUGGCUGUUGGAAAGCCCACUGAGUUUACAGUCGAUGCCAAGCAAGGAGGAAAAGCUCCACUGAAGAUUGUUGCUCAGGAUGGCGAAGGUACUCCUGUGGAUGUACAGGUUAAGGAUAAUGGCAAUGGCACCUACGCCUGUACUUACACCCCACGUAAACCCGUAAAACACACUGCCAUGGUCUCCUGGGGAGGAGUCAACAUCCCUGACAGCCCGUUCAGGAUGAACAUUGGAGCAGGCUGUCAUCCAAACAAGGUGAAGGUGUCAGGACCUGGAGUGGCCAAGACCGGCCUCAAGGCCUUCGAGCCGACAUACUUCACCGUUGACUGUGCAGAGGCUGGUCAAGGUGACAUCAGCAUAGGGAUAAAGUGUGCCCCCGGAGUGGUGGGACCUGCAGAGGCUGACAUUGACUUUGACAUCAUCAGGAACGACAACGAUACAUUCACUGUCAAGUAUACUCCUCCUGGAGCAGGCAGCUACACCAUCAUGGUCCUGUUUGCUGACCAGGCUAUUCCAAUGACGCCCAUCAGAAUUAAAGUAGAUCCCUCUCAUGAUGCCAGCAAAGUCAAGGCAGAGGGACCAGGACUGAGUCGCAGUGAGAUGACUGUAGGCAAAGACCAGGAAGUGACUGUCAAAUCAAAGGGUGCUGGUGGUCAGGGCAAGGUCGCUGCCAAGGUGACAGGACCAGCAGGGAAGCCAGUGACCAGCAAGGUUGAGCCAGGGCUAAGUCCAGAGACCAGUCAGGUCAAGUUUAUCCCCCGGGAGGUGGGGCCAUACCAGGUUGAACUGACCUAUGAUGGAGUGCCAAUCCCUGGAUCACCCUUCACCCCCACAGCUUACCCUACCUCAGAUCCCUCCAAGGUACGCUGCUCUGGGCCAGGCUUGGAGCGUGCCAAGGUCGGGGAGAAAGGGGAGUUCAUUGUGGACUGUACCAACGCCGGCCCGGCUGACCUGACCAUCGAGAUCAUCUCGGACAGUGGCACCGAGGCCGAGGUUCACAUCCAGGACAACGGAGAUGGGACCUACACCAUCACCUACAUCCCUCUCUACCCUGGCUCGUACACUCUCACCAUCCGCUACGGUGGCCAGGAUGUGCCCAACUUCCCUGCUCGGCUCAACGUGGAGCCUGCGGUUGAUGCGAGUGGAGUCCGUGUGUUUGGACCAGGAGUGGAGGGCAAAGGUGUUUUCCGCGAGGCAACCACAGACUUCACUGUGGACGCCCGUGCUCUCACACAGGCCGGAGGUGACCACAUCAAAACCCUCAUCAGCAACCCGUCUGGCAGCCGCACAGAUGCUCUGAUCACCGACCUCGGAGAUGGAACCUACAACGUAGAGUACACUCCUUAUGAGGAAGGCCCACACAGCGUGGAAGUUUGCUAUGAUGGCUCUCCAGUACCUAAGAGUCCAUUCCGCAUUGCUGUUACCGAAGGCUGUGAUCCAGCUCGUGUCCGCGUGCAUGGUCCUGGUCUGAAAGGUGGCACCACCAACAAGCCCAACAAGUUCACAGUGGAAACCCGAGGAGCAGGUACUGGUGGUCUUGGUCUGGCAAUGGAGGGUCCGUCAGAGGCCAAAAUGUCCUGCACUGAUAACAAGGAUGGCAGCUGCAGUGUCGAGUACGUCCCAUACGAGCCUGGCACAUACAACCUCAACAUCACCUACGGAGGGCAGCCCAUCAAAGGUAGUCCAUUCUCGGUGCCAGUCAGUGACACAGUGGACAGCACCAAGGUGAAGUGCCAGGGUCCAGGCCUGGGCAACAAUGUCAGGGCCAACAUUCCUCAGGCAUUCACAGUGGACGCCUCCAAAGCUGGUGUGGCCCCACUGCAGGUCCGCGUACAGGGACCCAAAGGUGUGGUGGAGCCUGUGGAAGUGGUGGAUAAUGGUGACCAGACUCACACAGUCAACUAUGUUCCCACCAGAGAGGGACCCUAUUCCAUUAAUGUGUUGUAUGCCGAUGAGGAGAUACCACGCAGCCCCUACAAGGUGAAGGUGCUCCCCACCCACGAUGCCAGCAAGGUGCGUGCCAGCGGACCCGGCCUCAACACCACUGGGGUGCCCGCCUCCCUGCCCGUCGAGUUUACCAUUGACGCCAAAGAUGCAGGCGAGGGACUGCUGGCAGUGCAGAUCACAGACCCAGAAGGGAAGCCUAAGAAGGCAAACAUCCGUGACAACCAUGAUGGGACCUACCUGGUGUCCUAUGUGCCAGACAUGACUGGCAGAUACACCAUCCUCAUUAAGUACGGAGGGGAUGAGAUCCCAUACUCACCCUACCGUAUUAGGGCCGUGCCCUCCGGAGACGCCAGCAAGUGCACUGUCACAGUCUCAAUCGGCGGUCACGGUUUAGGUGCCGGUGUUGGCCCAACAAUCCAGAUUGGCGAACAGACAGUCAUCACUGUGGAUGCCAAGGCUGCCGGGAAAGGCAAGGUGACAUGCAGUGUGUGCACGCCUGAGGGGGCGGAGCUCGACGUGGACGUUGUUGAAAAUGAGGAUGGCACGUUCGACAUCUUCUACACGGCUCCGCAGCCCGGCGAGUAUGUCAUCUGCGUCCGCUUUGGAGGGGAGCACAUUCCUAACAGUCCCUUCCAAGUCACGGCACUGGAAGGAGCUCCAUCAGACCAGCUCAUGCAGCAGAGCCAAAUGCCCCAGUACUACGCACAACAGCCCUGGGCAACAGACAGACCUAUGGGAAUGAAUGGUUUGGACGUGGCAGGGCUGAGACCGUUUGACCUGGUCAUCCCAUUCACCAUCCAGAAGGGAGAGAUCACAGGUGAGGUCCGAAUGCCAUCAGGCAAGGUGGCCAAGCCUGACAUCACAGAUAACAAGGACGGCACCGUUACUGUCAAGUAUGCCCCCACUGAGGCCGGCCUGCAUGAGAUGGACAUCAAAUACGACGGCAUUCACAUCCCUGGAAGCCCCUUACAGUUCUAUGUGGACUACAUGAACAGUGGUAAUGUCAGUGCCUAUGGCCCUGGCCUCAUCCAUGGUACUGUCAACAAGCCGUCUGUCUUCACUGUUAACACUAAAGAUGCAGGAGAGGGUGGUCUGUCUCUGGCCAUCGAGGGUCCAUCCAAGGCAGACAUCAGCUGUGUCGACAACCAGGAUGGGACCUGCACUGUGUCCUACCUGCCCGUCCUGCCUGGAGACUACAGCAUCCUGGUCAAAUACAAUGACAAGCACAUCCCAGGCAGCCCCUUCUCUGCCAGGAUUACUGGUGAUGACUCCAUGAGGAUGUCCCAUCUGAAGGUGGGCUCGGCCGCUGAUAUCCCACUGGACAUUGGAGAGCUGGACAUCAGCCAGCUGACCGCCUCCCUCACCACACCCUCAGGCCGCGAGGAGCCCUGCCUGCUGAAGAUGCUGCGUAACGGACAUGUUGGCAUUUCGUUUGUACCCAAGGAGAUUGGAGAGCACCUGGUGAACAUCAAGAAAAACGGUCGCCAUAUUCCUAGCAGCCCCAUUUCUGUUAUGAUCAGCCAAUCAGAGAUUGGUGACGCCAGCCGUGUGCGUGUGAGUGGCCAGGGCCUAAGUGAGGCCAGGACCUUUGAGCCUGCCGAGUUCAUCAUCGACACCCGUGACGCAGGCUAUGGCGGCCUUAGUCUGUCCAUUGAGGGGCCCAGCAAAGUGGACAUCAACACUGAGGACCAGGAGGAUGGCACCUGUAAGGUCACCUACUGCCCAACUGAACCAGGAAAUUACAUUAUUAACAUCAAGUUCGCUGACCAGCAUGUGCCAGGUAGUGCAUUCACAGUGAAGGUAACAGGGGAAGGCAGGAUGAAGGAGAGCAUCACCAGGAAGAGGAGAGCAGCAUCAGUCGCCAAUGUUGGCAGCCAGUGUGACCUCAGCCUCAAGAUUCCAGAGAUCAGCAUAGCGGACAUGACCGCUCAGGUGACCAGCCCGUCUGGCCAGAUCCACAAGGCUGACAUUAUGGAGGGAGAGAACAACACCUACUGCAUUCGUUUCGUCCCCACCGAGACAGGCGUGCACACCGUGUGUGUGAAAUACAACGGCGUGCACGUGCCUGGCAGCCCGUUCCAGUUUACGGUGGGCCCCCUGGGAGAGGGCGGGUCUCAUAAGGUUCGUGCUGGAGGGCCAGGCCUGGAGAGAGCGGAGGCUGGAGUACCAGCUGAGUUCAGUAUCUGGACGAGGGAGGCUGGAGCUGGAGGUCUCAGCAUUGCUGUGGAGGGACCGAGCAAGGCUGAAAUUGCCUUUGAGGACCGCAAGGACGGCUCCAGUGGAGUGUCCUACAUCGUGCAGGAGCCUGGAGACUACGAGGUGUCGAUCCGUUUCAACGACGAGCACAUUCCUGACAGCCCCUUCAUCGUCCCUGUAGCGUCGCCGUCAGACGACGCCCGUCGCCUCACUGUUGCCAGUCUUCAGGAGUCGGGUUUGAAGGUGAACCAGCCGGCAUCAUUUGCCGUCAGCCUGAACGGGGCAAAGGGUGUGAUCGAUGCAAAGGUCCACAGCCCGUCUGGAGCUCUGGAGGAAUGCUGCGUCACUGAGAUUGACCAAGAUAAGUAUGCGGUCCGCUUCAUCCCCAGAGAGAAUGGUCUCUAUCUAAUUGAUGUGAAGUUCAACGGAAGUCACAUCCCUGGUAGUCCGUUUAAGAUCCGAGUUGGAGAGACGGGCCAGGCUGGAGACCCUGGGAUGGUGUCAGCCUAUGGACCAGGACUGGAGGGAGGCACCACAGGAACUGCUUGUGAGUUUGUGGUCAACACAAGCAAUGCAGGCCCUGGCGCUUUAGCUGUGACCAUCGACGGGCCAUCCAAGGUGAAGAUGGACUGUGUGGAGUGCCCCGAGGGCUACAGGGUCACAUACACCCCAAUGGCUCCUGGCAACUAUCUAAUUUCCAUCAAAUACGGUGGUCCUUACCACAUCGUUGGAAGCCCCUUCAAGGCCAAGAUCACUGGUUCCAAGCUCGUGUCCAGCCACAGUAUGCAUGAAACCUCCUCUGUCAUGGUUGACCCUGUGACACGUGCCAUCAGCUGUUCUCAGCAGGGUGCUCCCACCCAGUCAGAUGCCAGCAAGGUUGUGGCUAAGGGCCUGGGCCUGACCAAGGGUUUCAUCGGCCAGAAAAACAGCUUCAGUGUUGACUGCAGCAAAGCAGGUCGUAAUAUGCUCCUGGUUGGCGUGGAUGGUCCCAAGGUCCCCUGUGAGGAGAUCCUAGUAAAACAUUUGGGCAACCGCUUGUACAACGUCAGCUACCAGCUUAAAGAGAAGGGAGAGUACAUCUUGGUGGUCAAGUGGGGAGACGAACACAUCCCGGGCAGUCCCUACCACAUCACUGUCUAAAAACCCAGCUCCACAAUCAGAAACUUAAACCACUGUUUUAAAUUCUAUCUAGAGUCUAACCGAUCAUUGUUUACAGCUACAAGUCCCUCCUGUGUUACAAAUUAAGAUUUCUGCAACUAUUUAACCAACUAGAAAACAAACUCUCACAUUAGAUUUCUGUUUUUAAACAUUGUCACUCUAACCCAGUCAGAAUCUCCCAAAGAUCAAUGUUCCUCUCUUUACAGUCAUUCGCUCCAUUCCUUGUUUCAUUCCUUCGCUAAGCACAUCAUUCAGUACAUUUUACGGAGGAAAAAGAUGCACCUUUUUUAUUACUGUAAGCCAGCAGUGGACAUUAGAUUUGUCUGAGCUAGUGUAGAAUAAUAGGAUAGCUUAGCAUAGUGUAGCAGCAAUAGAUUUUUGGCCCCGCUGAGCCCAGCAUUGGAUGGAAGGUUUCUGUUUACACUGGAGGAGCUACUCUUACAUACAUACAUACAUAAUGGAUUCAGUUUUAUAUGAACAAUCACAGGACCUGAACCAAAGGGUGUCUUCCUGACCUGUGGGUUUCUAUGUAAGAAUGUUACACACUAUAGCACACUUUGAUACAAGACCUUUUAUUGUCUGUAUAAAAGUCAGAUGACCGGCUUUGUCCUUUACUUAUAACAACAAACGCUCAGCGCUGGCCCAGUCCACUCCAGCAUGUGGUGUUCAUGAUGCUCUUUAACUAACUCUUUUAUCUGCUGCUAGUGUGAUCCAGUUUUAGUCACUGCUGUUCUUGAAAGCCGUAAUAUGGAUUAGCAUAGGGAAACAAAGAUUAAAGGUAUGGCAACCUACGUGAAAGGCCACAUUUCGCAGAAGCUUUCUCGUGGAUUGUCUCACACGUGCUCUCUCAACAACACUGCUGGGAAACUGCGCUUUUCGUGUGGUUUUUUUUUUUUUAAUGUGUGACACCAACAUGUGCUCUGCAUGUUCAUUAGGAUACAGACAGCCUCUGAUUCAGAAUAGCAUCAACAUGACGUGUGUGGUGGUUCACCUUUUGAGUAUGGAACUUUUUUCAUAUAAGGCUUAAAAAGGGAUGUUUCUAAAGUUGUGCUGGACAGAAGGGCUGAAGGUGAUGAAAACACGAUGACCAAAAACAAAUGAGAACAGGUGUUGCUUUGUUUUCUGCUCAGUGUUUGUAUCUCAGCCACCCCACCCCGCCCCACCCUUUAGCCGUCACCCACUCCCUCCCUUUAUCCUUCCAGCUCGCUUUGUGCGUAAUCUAUCUUUCAGAAAAAAAGAAUCUUGUCCUAAAUAAAAAGGCUUUAAAAGUGUUUGUAAGACAGUAUUUUGAUACACAAUAAAGUUGUCUAAGUAUUUUUCUGUCAGUCUAA
This is a messenger RNA of Morone saxatilis (striped sea-bass), 9039 nucleotides long. It is a transcript of the gene flna, whose product is annotated as filamin A, alpha (actin binding protein 280). Gene Ontology annotation, biological process: actin cytoskeleton organization. Gene Ontology annotation, molecular function: actin filament binding. NCBI's taxonomy places the organism in Eukaryota, Metazoa, Chordata, Actinopteri, Moronidae. The record is from RefSeq and is a predicted model, not a curated record.